Molecule: messenger RNA, 854 nt
Organism: Acaromyces ingoldii
Lineage: Eukaryota; Fungi; Basidiomycota; Exobasidiomycetes; Exobasidiales; Cryptobasidiaceae
Exons: 1
Coding region: 191-688 (165 amino acids)
Source: RefSeq, a predicted model, not a curated record
GUGCCUCUGCCGGAGGCUGAGAUUGAACGUUCGACCCGCAUGAUCAAUAUAAAGAGGGGUGUGGGUGUGGCGCACUGGCCAAAGGACUCCCUCGAAAACACCCGCCCCUUCCUCUAUACAGACAGGCGUGAAAUUCUGAGCCCAGCACCACCAUUGCUACUCUGAAAGAACAAAGAGAGAAAGAGCAAGGAUGGAUCUCGUUCUCAAGCAAGCUGCCUACGCCGAGGAGCAGCCGUACUCUCGUGCGAUUCUCAUCACCCAUGUCAUUCAUCGAGGCUUCAACAUGUGGUCCAUCCUCGGCACUGGUGCCACGCUCGCCUGGGCGGGCUACCAGCGUCCUCCACUGUCGACACUCUACCCCAGCCUGCUUGCGGGGGCCGCCCGCGGAGGCAUUUUCGGCCUCGGAUUCGGCGCGCUGGCCGUAACGGGGCGGAUGUGGGGGAGGGACCUCGUCGAGUGGCAGGACCGCUCCUGGAGGCUGCUUGGCCACGCCACGCAGAACAGCACCGACCACUGGAGCUUGGUCGGGGCCGCCGCGGGGGCUAUUGCGUCGGGCACCGUAUACGCAUCGACGGCAAAGCAGCUCUCGAUGGGCACGCGGCUCGUAGGGGGAGCCGCACUGGGGAGUACGCUUGGCAUCGUUGCGAUGCUUGCGAGCAGGCCGCUGCUGAAAGCGCCUAAAGCAUAGCUCUGCAUUGCACACGAAUGAACGUAUUGGCACCUUUGUCAUAUCCUCUAUUUUGGCCCCAGAUGGCCGCAUUGCUGCUGAGCAGUGCCUGGAGAAUACCACUGAUGUUGUCUGCCACGGGACGUCAAUGGGGCACGCGCGCCGUUUUUGUCGGAUCAAACAGCUG